CUUUUAUUUACUGGAAAAGGAUGAGCCAUUAUUUCCAUUCUCUACUCCUGUGGUAAGCUCAGUCUUAUAUCGUCCCUGCUUUAAGCUGAUUUGACCCACAUUUUGAACUGCAGUUGACCAUGGUGCGCAAUGUGGAUGACCUGGACUUCUGCCUGCCCUCCCAUCCACAGAGCAUUCUGGAGGGCUUGCGCUCCUUCUGCUCCGACCCCAAACUGGUGGAUGUAACACUGAGCGCAGGAGGUCGGGACUUCCCCUGUCACCGUGGCGUGUUGGCGCUCUGCAGCACGUACUUCCACAGCAUGUUCUCAGGGGACUUUGUGGAGAGCAUAGCUGCGCGUGUCGAGCUUCAUGAUGUCGAUCCUGAUAUACUCAGCUGCUUGCUGGACUUUGCAUACACAGGCAAACUGACCAUCAACCAGAGCAACGUGGAGGGUCUGAUCUGCAACUCCAGCCAACUGCAGUUCCAGACGGUGAGAGGCGUGUGCAGCCGGUACCUUCAGCAUCAGAUUGAUGCCACCAACUGUCUGGGAAUCCUGGAGUUUGGAGAUAUCCAUGGCUGCCCCGAGGUAAUGGCCAAAGCGUGGGCCUUCCUCUUGGAGAACUUUGAAGCUGUGCAACAAUGUGAGGAGUUUCUCCUGUUGGCGAAGGAGAGGUUGGUUGCCUGCCUGUCCGACGAAGGACUACAAAUCCGGACAGAGUGCACCCGUGUGGAGGCCAUUCUGAAAUGGGCCAGGCACCACAAGGAGUCCCGGCUCUCCGACCUCCCUGAACUCCUCACUCUGUCCCGUCUCCCGCUGCUCAGCCUGGACUACCUGACAGACACCCUGCUGAAGGACAGUCUGGUGCAGGGCUCCCCAAGCUGCAGAGAGGCUGUGGAAAAAGUCCAAAGAGAGAAAAUGGAUUUGGCACCAAAACACACAGACAGUCUCAGUUCUAAGAGUCCACAACCAAACCUGCAAGAGGUGCUGCUGGUGAUGGGAGGUCGUUCUCUGGAUGACUCGGAUGAUGAGGAGGACUCAGAUGAUGAGGACAGAGACCCGAGACUGCAAAGAUUACUCCCCAGGAAUUUUGCUUUCUACAACACAACGACAAAACAGUGGCAUGAGCUCCCUCAUUUUCCUAAUCCUAACAAGUGGGGUUACGCCAUGGUCUCCUUAAACAAUGAUGUGUACGUCACAGGGGGCUCGCGUGGUUCGAAUACCAACACCUGGUCGACCACAGAGACCUGGAAGUUCAUCACAAAAGAGGGGAGGUGGGUUACUGUGGCUCCCAUGCUCCGGCCUCGGACUAACCACACUUCUGCAACACUCAACGGGGAGAUUUACGUCAUUGGAGGUACAACUUCAAAUAGGGUUGAGGUUGAGCAUUACGACCCUUACAACGACACCUGGGCAUUGACCUGCCCCGCCCUGAAAUAUGUGACUAACUUCACUGCCACGGCGUGUCAUGGGAAGCUCUACGUGAUUGGCUCCUGUGCUAUGAAAUAUAACGCUUUGGCCAUGCAGUGUUACAACCCUGUUAUAGAUAGCUGGACCAGCAUAUGUUCGCCCUUCAUCCCUAAGUAUUUGUCCUCUCCUCGUUCUGUCUGUAUGGAUGGAACUAUUUAUCUGGUUGCUGACAACACUAAGAAAGUCUACUCUUAUGAUCCAGAGGCGAACAUGUGGCAGAAGAUCCAGCUUCUCCACAUGCUCCAUGAAAAUGGCGGCCUGGUGACACUGGAUGGGAGGCUUUUUGUUACUGGAGGCCAUUGGAAAGGGAUGGAGGGGGACUAUGGGGUGGAAGUUGAGGUUUACAACCGAACAACCGACACCUGGGAGGUGGAGAGCUACCUCCCGAGACUUUGGUUCUACAGUGGAGUCUGCACCACCUUCCUUGAUCCAUCCCAGUGGACUGAGCUUUUCAGCAUAGACUCAACAUAAUGGCCUCCUCUCCUGAUGGGACAAAAACACCAGGUUGAGGAGUUCACAGAGACACAGACCUGUUCCAAUCAUAUCUAUGUGACGAUGCAAAUGGAAUGUUUAUCCCAGGAUGUCAUUGUGCCAAUAGGUGCUACAUGAUCCUCAGGUAUUCUGGGUUGUUUUUAUGGCCUUGCUUGGCUGCUCAGCAGCUGUUUAUUUAUACUUUGUAGGCCUAUCAUGUGUUUGAGGUGUUGAAUGGUGUUCUUCAACCACAAAAUCUUUGCAGAGUGAGUAUUAUUAUUAUUUGUUGUAGAUCAUGGGUUUGCAACUAAUUAUUAAUCAAAUGUGUUGCAUAAAACUGGCCGACAACCAGCUGUAAAUCAUUUUCGGUAAAACACUGUUUACUUUGCAUACAUAUAGUGCCUUUCUUAACAUUAACCCAUCGGAAUCCAGCAGCUUGGCUCGUGGCGUCUGUGCUGCCAUGGAAACACCCAAGCCAGCAUUCUAUUUCUAUGGCAACUGCCCGUAAGCGCCUGGUAAACAUGGCAACAUCGACAGGGAUCAGCAGUCACUCCUAAAGUAUCUUGGCUUUAAAAAAGUGUUGACAGUGAUUUCUUUAUUACUCUCUAACGUUACCUUUUUGUACAGGUACAAGUUGUUUAUUUAUUUCUUAUUACUUUACUGAAACGAGAUGCUAGGUUGGUGCUUUUUGUUAUUUAUUCACCGUUUGACUUACUCUCUCUCCAGCCUCAGUUAACUUAAAGCAACGUUACAGCAAGGUUUCUGUUUCGUCAAAUGAAGCCAUUCACUUUAGCCUGCUAGCUAACAUUCUUUAAUUGAAGCUGUGCCAGUUUAGCAAUGACUUCUGAACGGGAGCAGGGUGCACACUCUGGACUGGAGGCUGUGAUUCAGGUUGGUAACAUUACUGUUACGCCUUUCAUGUUUUAACCAUAGGUUUUAACAGGCUUUAUGUCGACGUAGGAAAAGCAAACGUUUUGAAAAUGUAAUAGCUGCGUUCAAUUUAUGCUAGCUGCUAGUUUAUAUAUAUAUAUAAAUGUGUUAAUGUUGGCUCACUGUCAUGGUGGUUAUUAGAAACAUAUCUACUACAGGUACAGUGUCUGUCAUUAUCCAGAGUCAGGUCAAGUUAAAGUAUCUGCUGUGAAAAAGGCCUUUGAAAACAGUCUAGAAGUUACAAGGUAAAGAGAGGUAAAAAUGCAUCAGUGCCCCCCUCGUAUCCACUAAUACCUACUUCCAUGUUUUAUCAGUCUAUUUGAGCAAAGGUGUUGCUAAUUAAUGCAAUUAAAAGAUGGCUGAAUUUCAUGUAUGCUAAGCUGCUAAUCUUAAUGUUAAUGCUGGCUCUUUGUCACAGUGCCGGUUGUAAGUAAUACCUUCAACAGGUACGGUAUACCAAGUCAAAACUGUACCAUUUUAAAACAAUUUUGAAUGAAAAAGAUAGCAAUAAAACGGUCUAAUAAUGUGAAGCAUUAGCAGCUCGUGUCUGCUUUUACGUCUUACAUGUAAGGCUAUUUUCACAAAUGUUUGGCUAAUAAAUGCAAUUAAAGAUGGCUGAAUUGCAUUUAUGCUAGCUACUAUUCUCAUAUAGUGUUUUCAGGCUUACUAUCACAGUGUCAUUUUUGUUAUUAAAAAGGUAGUACCUUUUUGGAAAUAAUGUGUAACAAUUGA
Molecule: messenger RNA, 3581 nt
Organism: Trematomus bernacchii (emerald rockcod)
Lineage: Eukaryota; Metazoa; Chordata; Actinopteri; Perciformes; Nototheniidae
Gene: klhl30
Product: kelch-like family member 30
Exons: 8
Coding region: 120-1919 (599 amino acids)
Molecular function (GO): protein binding
Source: RefSeq, a predicted model, not a curated record